Molecule: messenger RNA, 3234 nt
Organism: Pseudoliparis swirei
Lineage: Eukaryota; Metazoa; Chordata; Actinopteri; Perciformes; Liparidae
Gene: sirt6
Product: sirtuin 6
Exons: 8
Coding region: 1810-2793 (327 amino acids)
Molecular function (GO): NAD+ binding
Source: RefSeq, a predicted model, not a curated record
AAUUUCCUUUUGUUUUGAGGGACUGCAAAUGUGGAGUACGUGUGAUCGAAUACAAUAUUGUUGACAACACCAAAAAGCUACCCUUAUACUGGAGCUGCGAGCGUGGAGUGGCACUUUAUGACAUUGCGUAAUCACUGCCAGAAAGCAGGUCGAGUACAUCCGCCGGAUGUACCGGGCGGCUCCAGAAUCUUACAUAGCGGAGUUAUUUCCCCACAGACCCCCGAUGGCAAUAGCGGAGACGCAAAUCGUCAUAUUAAAAGUCAUUGUAGCGGCACAAUUUUUUCAAGCUGUUAUUUUAAGGUCCAAAAGUUACAUAGUGGGGCUUUAAGAUGCGUUUACUCUUGAGAGUUUUAGCGGCUUAUCUCCAUGGCUUUACCCGCGUAUGACUUUAAAACACCUUAAAGUCUUUUUUUUGACAACAGUACUAAAUUCUCAACGGUCCCAUCUCACAUCAACUCUGAAUCCUCUCAGCGCCUUAUGCUGCGUUUACUUACGUGAGUUUACCCGCUUGAGCUUUUUUGGCUUUUCGCGGUUUCACGUGACUCGCUUACACGCACACAAGCUGCCAUUGGCAGGGCGACGCCUCCUGGCCUUCACGGCACCGUUAGCUAGACACCUCGUACUUUUGAAGCGGAAACACGCUCUCCUGCCGACACAUAACAGUUAAAAGAGAUCAGAAAUCAUAUAAAACUUUAAAAGAUCAGAUUUGGACUCACAGAUUCCAGUGAAUCCUUUGAAGAGACCUGGAAGCCUUUUAUUAACUAUUUGAAUGCUGCUGCAAUCCAACAGGAACUCGUUAACUAAAAGACCCCCCCGCCCCCCCAAGGACACCACACAAACGUCUGAACAUCUAACGCCCUCGUGUUUGGGUUCAUCUCAUCGCCUGUAGGCUCACGCAGCUCGGUGACUUUCAUCGACUCCGUCAGAAUGACCACCGUUUCCAGCGCUACUUUUUCAUAACGCUGAUCGGCUUUCCCAACUCGGCUUCUUCACCUGCAGCUGAUUCUCCGUCGUCUCUGCCGCUGUCUUCCUCAUUACCGCCGAGAGAGACGCCUCGCGAGCGUCGAAAAGGAAACGUAACCAUGCACACGACCUGCUAGCCGAUCGAUCUCUUCUCUCCUUCUUCGCUGCCUCUAUCUCUGACGCCAAAAGCUCAUUCUACAAAAAACUAAAUUCAAUCUUCUUUCUCAACCCCAUUAAACUCGUCUCUAUCUUUUCCAACCUCCUUGACCUCCCCUGUCCCCCUCCUUCCACACUUCUACCGAGCCACUUUGUCGUCUCCUUUACAAACAAGAUGGACGACAUACGCUCCUCCUUCACUAAUCCAUAUUCUCUCACUACACUUCCAUUAACUUCUUCAUCCCCCUCUCUUUCCUCUUUCAGCUCCCCGUCUCCUGAUCAGGUUCUUACCUUAGUAACCUUCCGGCCCCCCGACCACCUGACCCCAUCCCAUCUCACAUUCUCCGGGCUGUUGCUUCUGACCUUCUAACCUUUCUCACCCAUCUUAUCAACAGCUCCUUCUCCACUGUGUUUCCCUAACCCUCUGAAGGAGGCGAGAGUGAACCGUCUCCUGAAGGGAACCACCCUCAACCCGUCUGAAGUCAACGACUACAGACCUUUCUCUCUUCUCUUUCUCUCCAGAACUCUAGAGUGAUCCAUCUUCAACCAAGUGUCCUCCUCUCUCCAUAGAGAGACUCCAGCAGAAUCUGCAGGACCAGGAAAGGAGCGGCGGACCAGCGAGAGCUUCUUCAGUCCCAGCUUGAAGAAGCUCCAGAACCAGAUCUCCAACAGGCCUCCGAGGAGCAAGUGAUGUUUGACAGUCCUGAGGAGCGAAAGGCGAAGGUGGAGAGCCUCGCUCAGUUGAUAAAAGAAUCUCAAUACUUGGUGGUCCACUCUGGAGCAGGAAUCAGCACCUCAGUAGGCAUCCCCGACUUUAGGGGUCCAAAAGGUGUGUGGACGUUAGAAGAAAAGGGGGAGUCACCUCACUUUGACACCACAUUUGAAGAUGCCCGACCCAGCUUCACUCACAUGGCCCUCCUGGGACUGCAGAGGGCCGGCUACCUCAAGUAUCUCGUCAGCCAGAAUGUGGACGGCCUGCAUGUCCGAUCCGGCUUCCCCAGGGAUCUCUUAUCAGAGCUCCAUGGAAACAUGUUUGUGGAGGAGUGUGAGAAGUGUGGCAGGCAGUAUGUCAGAGAAAAGGUGAUCGGUGUGAUGGGACUGAAGCCGACAGGACGUCACUGCGAUGUGGUGCGAUCCAGGGGACUUAGAGCUUGCAGGGGAAAGCUGAUCAGCACUAUACUGGACUGGGAGGAAGCUCUUCCUGAAAGAGACCUGAGCAAAGCAGAGGAUUCCAGCAGACGAGCCGACCUGGCACUGACACUGGGCACCUCCCUGCAGAUCAAGCCCAGUGGAGACCUUCCACUUCUCACCAAGCGGAAAGGAGGGAAGCUGGCCAUCGUCAACCUGCAGGCCACGAAACACGACAAGCAUGCGCACCUACGUAUCCAUAGUUACGUGGACGACGUCAUGAAACAGCUAAUGGAGCUGCUGGGAGUGGGCAUCCCAAAGUGGGACGGUCCGACUGUCUGCGAGAGCGUCACGUCGGAGUCCACCGCCGAUGUCAAACCACCUCGUGCAGCUCCAGCAAAGAAGAAGGUGAAAAGAGACCCGAUCAAGAAGGAGAGAAAAAGAGACACGACGGCACUGACGGACGAUGGGAGCGUUAAGGAGGAGACGGCCUCAGUAAAGAGGCAGAGAGCGGACUCCCCAGUCGAGUUGAAAGAAGAGAAAUAGCCUCGGGUAUUAUUUCUCACAGCACGAACCUGUCCAGAAAUAGACUUUACCAGCUCGGUCUGAUCAGCUUCAGAGUACAACGGUUCUUCACAUCGUCUCCACACCCUCUGGAGCAAAGACUCUUAUUAUUACCGCAGUGGUUUUGUUUAUCCCAUAUUUUGUUGCAUCCCGCUGACAGCGACCAUACACAGCAAUAUGAAACCGACUCCUCAGCUGAAGGCUCAAAAGUUGACCACCUGACGAAAGCAGAAUGAGCUACUCUAUUGAGUCCAUGGCAGAAGGAUGACUCGUCAUUCGGUGGGUGUUUGUUCAUGUCUUACAAGUACAUUUACCAAUGCAUGACCCGAUUUAGGGCUCUAGUUCACUUUGAGAACCAGUCUCUAACCGACGAGACGGCUGGGUGAGAUCUGCAGCACACAGUUAUAAAUAGUGCUUCUCAUC